GCGAUUCCGCGUUUAAGAGAAGGCGAGCGGUGGCCCACACUUGCCUCUGAGACACCGUUGAUACCUCGUCGACGCGCGUCUUUCUCGGUGAGAAUGUAAACAACAUUUUCUACGGCCGUUCAGACAUGUUUUUGCCCAAUAUUUAUCAGUGAUUUUGUUUAUUGAUUUGUGCCGGCAUUUGGGAAGAUCGCGGAACCCCCGGUGAAAAUUAUUUGUUAAAUUUUUUGUUAGUUUAAUGGUUUACGCGGGAACAGUGAGUUUUAGCGGGAGUGAUUGCGGAAUUAACGAUUGGUGGUGUUUUGUUUCGACAAUUGUAUGAGAGCGAUUGAGUGUGAAGACUUGUCGCGUUGUGACGACAAAACGGCCAUUGUACUCGAUUCUCACGGAGUGUUUGUCGUGAAUCUGUGAUAUUGAAGUGGAAAUAUCGCUCGCCGUGGGAAAAAGGGAGCUCUAUUUUCGACGCAAAAUGAUCGAUUACAAACCGAGUCCCUGAAGGCGAGGACGGCAAGAUAAAAGACGCCGAGGAUAAUCGUAUUUUCAUAAAAAUGGGAAACAGCAGCUCCCAUCAACACUGUCCCACGAAUUUAGCAUCUCAGGAGAUGGGACGCGGUUGGACACAAUCAUUUCCCCGUGAAUUGACGCGACACCACUCACAACCCCCGGGGCACAAGGUCCUGCCUGAACCACCCAAUCAGCGUUUACGUGCUACCAAUAAUGGUAAUAUCAUUCACAACGGUGGCACCAUAAGUGGCCGAAGACCAUCGGCUUUGACGCUGCCGCACGAUCUUAACAAGCAGGAGGCGUACCGCAGUAGAAGUGCCUCGACCAUGGCACCCCGUGGCCGUGACCAUGGAAAUCAGCACAACUGCAGUGGUCACUACCGUCCCUGCAACGGCAACUGCCGGGGCGCCGAAAUGAUGGAGAUCAAACGAUUCGGAAGUGAGCCGGACCUUCGUUACUCCCCGACGGAGCCACGACGUCAGGCCGAGACACGUCAUUCGGGCUACUACCCCGAACGGGAGAGCCGUUACCGUGGCAAAAAGAAGUACAAAGCCCCAGCACCGCCGACGAACGGUGACGGCUCAUCGCCGGACUCGUACAAGUGGGAAAUAAUCGGUCGUGAGCGUGAAAAUAUGAGACAAGAGGAUGAUCCAAGCGUUCAGCCACCUCCUAGACGAUCGAGGCUCUUCAAGACCCGGGCCGAGACGAAAAGACAAUUGAGUAAUUGGCAGUCACAGACUGAGACCAACGACAGCCUUCUGGAUAGCGAGAGAAGAUGGCGCAGUGGUGAUAAACGUGGUGGCAAGGAGGAUCGAUCGAUAUUGCGAGAGUAUCAGGAGCAGGAUCGCUGGUCCAGGGAUGAGAGGAAGAGAGCGAAAAAAUUUGAUGGUAAAAAUACACUCCAGCGGAGUCUGUCAAGCCCGGAAUUUCAGGCUGAGUUGAUGCAGGUCGCGAGAAAAGUGAGGAACAAACUCGGUUACAAUAAGCGAGUUGGACCUGUUGGUGCUGCAACAGUGACAACAACAAUUGAACAGCGCACUGAUUUGCGAAUUUCAAAGUCUAUGACGUCUAUUGUCGACAGCGGGAGAGAUAAUCAGGGGGAUCGUAGAAAUUCUAGGCUGUCGAGGGGGAAAAACAAGAGUGAUGAACCGUUGGUGAACGGACGCGAUGAAAUUCGGAGUUCAGCGAGAUUAACUGGUGAUAAAAAAUUUCAAGAACGUGCUAGGAGUGAGAACGGAGUCAUUAGGAGCCAUCAGGAAGUACGUUUAUACGAUGAGAGCAGAAUGGACACUCAGCAUGCUGAGGUACGUGAGAAUGUUGGUAACAGAAGAAGAGUUCGUGAAAAGUCGACGACCUGCGGUGACAAGGUCAUCGGUAAUGGCUGCACUGAUUUCAAUGGGGGAGGGAAAUUAUUGAAUGGACAGUGUCACGGUGACAGGAGAAAUGACAGGGCGAGGAUGGCCGAUGCUGGCUGUAAAAAUGAUAGGGAGGUGGGGAGAACGAGGUCCGAUAGCCCUGGACAGAGAAUCUGCAGAGACAGAAUGGAUGUCAGGGGUCAAGGCUCUGGGAGAGAGAGCACACCCGAGCCACCGAGGGGAGAGGACGAGAAGAUCGGGGAUAACAGGAGGAGGAGAAAUAAUGUUAACGUGGAUAUCACCGGGGAUUGUGAGAAAUGGACAGCUGGGGCAAAAUGUGAAAAGUAUCAGGUGAUAGCUUGUGAGAAUAACAGCAGCAAGGAGACACUGGAGGUCGUCAACAAGAAUUGGAAUGUUAAUAAUGGUUUAUCGACGAAAGACAAACAGCCCGUGAAGAAAUUCUACUUCGAUACCGAGGAUGAUAAAGUGCAGACGAGUACUGAGCGCAAGAGCAACCGGAUUCAAAAGCGACUUCAUGAAAAGGAAUACACGAAGACUCAGAAUGGGGUUGAUGAGAUAAAAAUUCAAAACGAAGAUAUAGCCCUUAAAUUACGGCCGACCUUGCCGAAGAAGCAAUUGGAGAUUCCACGAUUCUCACCGUCGGCUGCGUGGAGAUUGUUGUCCGCCUUGGAGACACCAGGACCGACCAUGAGCACAGCCAGUGAAGAAAUGCCAGUAAUGUACGAAGAGCGUAUCGAAAGGUUAUCGAGGCCGCCCCCACCGUUGAUAGCCCUGGGUCCCCGUAGCUCCCACGACAAGUCCGGAGACUCCGGUAUAUCCGGAGACGCUGGUGGACCGAACGAGGACUCUCCCAACAUCAGCACCGCCAGGCUAAAAGCCCAGGCAUCCAGGCCCACCUGGACCCCCCAGCAGGAUCUCGGCGAGGAGUCUAGUAGUGAUGCAGGUGUCGAUUCACCCCCUCCAAUGCCACCAUCCGUUAAAUUUCCCUCACGACCUCAUGUAUUCUCCCUCUCGCUCCCGAGGGAUGACAAUCGUCACACAGUCUACGCAGUUGACAAGACAAAGGAGAAUGGUUCAUUCAAUUCCCUCCAGAAGAUCAAAAAAUCGGUCUCGGGGGCCUUUGGCCUGAGCUCCGUGGACUUUGAGAGGAAGCGAAAUGAUAUUCUCGACGACAAUUGGCUGCUGUCCACGAGUGCUCCUACCUCUCUGCAGCACAGUCAGGUGAACCAUAUUGGAAGUGGCAGAGAGAACGGAGGGAACUCUCCCGGAUGGGACACGAAUUUUGCCGUUGUGAAUUUUGAUGAGGAACCGGUGGAGGAGGACAAGCCUGAUUUCCCCGUCGUCAUGAAGCCACCGUCCUUCUCCUACCUGGCAUCUGGGGGCCACGUGAUGUACCUACCAUCGUCCAAUGGUACAGAUCAGCGAACCCAGAGCCUGAACUACAGGAAUUCUCUGGGUGACGUUGGUGUGAAAAAUAACUCGAAGAAUUUGAAGCCCAAGGGGCCAAAUGGCUUGAGCAGUGCCCCCAGCGGUGGUGCAAUCACGGAUAGAUUCAAGGAGAACGGAAAUCUCCAACGCGAAAGGUCCUUCAUUAACCUGGGCACCAAAGAGCGCACAUCCAUGAAUUUCUCGAAAUCCUGUGAGAAUAUCUCCGAGAUGAAGCAGCGGAGCUGCUCACCGUCCAAUGAGCCGGAGAAUCUACAAGAUAAGAGGAAUGAUCUUAGUAAUUUGAAACUAGCGAUAAAACCAAAUCCAAAGGGUAAGCGGUUUACCUUCCAGUCGACUGUGAGGCAGAUCGAACGCAGAAGAUUGGCGGAAAAAUUGUCACGUGAGGCUGAGGCCAAAGAGCGCCAGAGGAAGAGUGAGCUUGAGGCUAUGAGGAAGGUGGAGGAGGAGUUUCAGAGGAAGCGAGCUAAAGAGAAGGCUAAUAUCAGACAGCAGUUGAGGCUGUACAGUAUGGACGAGAAUGCGAGUUUGCCUCCGGUAUGGGACUCUCACGUGUCUCGUGCGGAUCCGGACGGUGCGCCGUCGUCAUCAGCAUCGUCCCCGACUUCCGCACCACCUGGUAAACACACUAACAAUAGAAAGGCCAGUGUUAGCAGUGACGAGUACCACAGGAAGAAAGAAUGCCGCAUUCAGCAACAAUCACAAACGCCGAGGGAAUACAAAGACUAUCGUCCCAAGUACUACGAUUGGGCUGGUAGUAACGAGUCAUCCUCUCAUCUCGAGAUCAAACAGACCACUGUUCAUCCGAAGAUUGUUUGCGAUAUUCCAAAAAGUUCUCAUGUGUUCGUUGAUACGAAUAAUCAUACGGGAAAGCCAAAUUCAAGUUCAACGCCACGAUCAGACAAUUACAGAAAAGAUUUUGCUCACGGUGCUGUCGCAGCCAGGUCCUCCCUGGCCAGCAGUGACAGUGAAUUAUCUCAGCCAAAUACUCGCCCUCACUCGAGACAGAAUGGCAAUAAAACGAGCAAGCCCGUUCGUACUAGGGAUGAGUCAUCGCCAAAGGUUAAUAACGACCAGGAAACAAGAUCGACGACAUUAGCGAGAUCGACGAGUCCAGCUAGGAGCUCAGAGGUCGCAAGUUCAGAGGAAGAGGCACCGGUUGAAGCCAUCAAACAAGAACGCAAUUCCAUCACACCGGCAACUGGAUUUAUUCUCAAUACUGUACAGCCAUUUGUCAGAGAAAAGAGCUAUCGACCUAUUUCGUUCAAUCCUCAACCACCACCACCACCACCUCCACCAGUGCCCAGUUAAAAUUCAGUUUAAAAUUAUCGAGCGUUUUCCUCCAUUUCCUGAUUCAUAACUGAGGGAGAAAUUUUUUUUUAUUGUCGAUAAGCUCGCAAAAAAUUCAAUCCCACAUUCCAGGAAUCACCUCAUAGUUAACAAUCAACUCAGGAAGAUGAAUAUCAUAUAGAUGUUGAGAAAAAAAAAUUUGGGAGAAAUUUUACACGUUCUGAAGAUUUUAUUGAGAUUUUUUGUUAUUUUCUGUGGAUCAUUGGAUUACGGAAAUGUAAAAUUGAUACAUCGUCUUUAUUCUUUAAUCCAAAUGGUUAAUUGUACAUUUCUAUUAUUUAUCAUUAGCAUUCUAAAGAAUAACCAAAUGUGUUCCAUAAAAUUUUCCCUGCCCUUCUUCCUGUGUAAUCCCAUAGUAUUUAUGCCUGUAAGGUAAGAUCUAAGUUUUAACAAAAACCCCGAAUCAAAGAUUUUUAGUCCGAAUGAAUCGUUCGUUAACCAAUUCUUUGUGUAAAUGUAACUUAUCUAAUCGAUUAAUAGUUUAUCGGAUAGGAAACAAGGUUUAGGGAAACAAAUGUAUUGUAAUUAUGUACAGGGAAUCUUGUAAUUUGCUCACCUAAAUUUAAUCGAAUAAAUAAUUAAUGUUUUGUGUAA
Molecule: messenger RNA, 5267 nt
Organism: Diachasmimorpha longicaudata
Lineage: Eukaryota; Metazoa; Arthropoda; Insecta; Hymenoptera; Braconidae
Exons: 9
Coding region: 546-4634 (1362 amino acids)
Source: RefSeq, a predicted model, not a curated record